This is a messenger RNA of Boeremia exigua, 1862 nucleotides long. RefSeq lists its product as uncharacterized. The coding region runs from base 129 to 1661 and encodes 510 amino acids. The transcript is spliced from 3 exons. Gene Ontology annotation, biological process: reciprocal meiotic recombination. Lineage: Eukaryota; Fungi; Ascomycota; Dothideomycetes; Pleosporales; Didymellaceae. The record is from RefSeq and is a predicted model, not a curated record.
CUCACCCAACAACAAAUUUCGGCAGCUGAGAUUGCCCUUGCAGCUGCUUGCGAGUCCGUCACGCUGUUACUGUCAAGAUCGGCAAUCAUUGAUCUCCAACUGACUCUGCAGCCUGUCCAUUAUCUGCCAUGAUAUCCCUUUCGCUGGCGAAACUGUCGACCGCACAAGAUGCUCACCAUGACGAGCAGACGUUUCAGUGGAGGCACGAAAGCAACAAUCUUGUCUGUGUAAUUGACUCAUACCAGGCUGGCGGUUCCGCACUGCAGUUGUUGAAGGUCGUGCAGGGCACGCAGAUUCGAGAGCAAAUUGAGCUAGAGCGUUUGACAAACGAGUCGGAAGAUCUCGUUAUGAGCAUGCACCAACGUGGAGUUGAGCUGAAAGGGGAUCAACUGCCCAUCUCCGCUAUCGUUCGUUGUCCGCUGAUAGCCAUUCGGUGGCAACUUCCAAACAAAAAGGUUCGUCGUCUGCAGAUGCGCUUCAGAUCCAAUGAAGACUUCGACAUUGCCUACAACCAUCUCCAUCAACUUGGCUUGCGAAUGAUGCCCCCGCAAAGUCAGUCGAAGGAUCGAGUGUCAAUUCCAAAACCUGAACAAUCAAGGGUUGUUGCGCGUCCGCCAGUCUCACUGUCGCGAUUAGAUGCUGAGCACACAGGACCCUCGUGCCCCCCAUCAAGACUCUCAGAGGUCUCGAGCCGACCCUACACUGCACUGUCCGCACCCACAGCUCUGGAGUCGCAGAUACAGGAGAGUGUUCAAGCGCGGCCAAGCUCGGCUUUCACAAACCCCAGCUUUUUGUCUUCGAAUCUUAUACCUCCCAUGUAUUUCCCGAGACCAGACUCGGCCUCGGUCGUAUCACCUGACUCCUCUCUCAUCUCUGCACCUCGUGAUGGAGUAGUCACAACUGUCGAGAAUCACGGUGCCGCUGCUACGACUUCACGCCCAGAGACUGCUCUGCUGUAUGAACGGCCUGACACAGCGGAGCUCCCGCCUCGGCGAGAGCUUCCGUUCCCGCGAGAUUUUCUACCCACAUCCUCUGGGAGCGACAACAACCGGCCUCGCAGUCGUCCGUCUACUGGAUUCAUGGGGCCACCACCGUUGCCGUCCCGGGUUAGUGACCUGCGGCCAAGCUCUGCCCGGGCUGUUAGUUUGGACAGCGACUUGCCUCCACUUCGCCAACCAACGAUGAUUCCUGAUACUGCAAAGAAGCCUCCCGUAGAACAGCGACCGCACACGCCUCGACCUUACUCGAGGGGCCAUUCAAAGCCCGCUCAGGCUACAGCAAUGUAUGAAGAUCAGCAAGACAUUUCGCAAAACUCGUUGUCGCCUCAGGCAUACUCGACGCCUGCAACCUCGAGCCCUUCAGCAACACGUCCUUUCACUCCUGUCAAUAGUGGCGCUCAGAACCAACGCUCUUUUACGUCGCCAAACGCAUUCGUGAGCUCUUCUGCAUCUAAGAGUAAAGAUCAAAUCAGCCACACGCUCGAUUCGUUUCUAUCGGGUGACGCCGAGAGAACAUUGAAUGCAUAUGCGAUGCAAAACGACGACGGGCGGAGAGCGGCUUUGGACAAAUUCAUCUUCAACAGCCUUGACAGCAAUGACUUCCUGACGCUUGUCGAAGAUAUGGAAGUGAAUUGGGCCCGCAUUGGACUCGGAACGUGGUAAAUCGUCGACUAACAUCCCUGUGCAAAACAUAUUUGAAGGACUAGUGUUAGGUUUCGAAGAAUGUGGUGGGACAACAAAAUCUUCGCCAGUUACAAAUUCCCUCGCACCUAGGAGACGAUACUCGGGAUUUGGCGCUUUCCAAUCCAAGUAUACUCAUUAUUAUAAGACUAUCGCGGGUAUUCUAGAUCAAUAAUGGAAAAC